AUGAUGGAGGAUUUUAACAGCGAGACGGACUCGGAUUACACCAGUUACUGGAGGGAUUGGUUCAUUUCUUCGCGCGGCAAUGAGUAUUUCUGUGAGAUUGACGAGGAAUACCUGACCGACCGUUUUAACUUGACGGGCCUGAACACCGAAGUGCCUUACUAUCAAUAUGCGCUUGAUCUCGUGACGGAUGUCUUCGACCUCGAUGCAGAUGAUGAUUUGCGCGAGCAAAUCGAGAAGUCAGCACGUCACUUGUAUGGUUUGGUUCAUGCUCGUUACAUCGUUACUACCCGGGGUCUCUCGAAAAUGCUUGACAAGUACAAACGAGGUGACUUUGGCAAGUGUCCCCGUGUUAUGUGUGACGGACACCCCCUGCUCCCUAUGGGUCAGCACGACAUCCCGAAUAUGAGCACAGUUAAGCUCUUCUGCGCGAAAUGCGAGGAUAUCUACAACCCCAAGUCGUCUCGCCAUGCUUCCAUCGAUGGUGCCUAUUUCGGGUCUUCUUUCCACAGCAUACUUUUCCAGGUCUACCCUGCACUUGACCCCGAAAAAAGCGUGCGCCGUUACGAACCCCGUAUCUUUGGAUUCCGCGUUCACGCGAGUGCUGCGCUUGCCCGCUGGCAGGACCGGUAUCGUGCGGAUAUGAUCGAACGUCUGGAGGGAGCUGGCAUUGAAGUUAAAUAUCUCGAGGACUUUGAUUUCGAAGGUGAAUCCGAGGAGGAGGAUGAUUUUGAUCCUCUCGACACCAGGGGCGAAGGAGUCGUCGGCGAUACUGCAUCCGGUCGUAUGGACCUGGGUAACUGA
Molecule: messenger RNA, 801 nt
Organism: Aspergillus chevalieri
Lineage: Eukaryota; Fungi; Ascomycota; Eurotiomycetes; Eurotiales; Aspergillaceae
Gene: CKB2
Product: casein kinase II subunit beta family protein
Exons: 3
Coding region: 1-801 (266 amino acids)
Cellular component (GO): cytoplasm; protein kinase CK2 complex
Molecular function (GO): protein kinase regulator activity
Source: RefSeq, a predicted model, not a curated record